Ambispora gerdemannii is the source of this 1015-nucleotide messenger RNA. The record is from the annotation of a GenBank genome assembly. NCBI's taxonomy places the organism in Eukaryota, Fungi, Glomeromycota, Glomeromycetes, Archaeosporales, Ambisporaceae.
CGGAAUUUUGGAGGAAAAAAGUGAGGAUAAUAACAUUAUAGGUGAAGGAAAAUACUGUGAAGGCUUCAAAUUUUGCUAUUUUCUUUUACAAUAUUGCUUUGAACUUCGGAAUCGAAUCGGAAGUACCGUGAAAAGCGAUUCUAUUGUGAUUCAUCAAUGGAUCAACACACAAAAUCAACCUAAAAAACAAUUGUUCCAGCUGAUUGUGCGAAAUUCGGGUCAGCGUGAAUUCGUAUGCUUCUUGAUUGCAAAACUCGAAGUUGCGUUCAGUUUAAUUCACGGCAUCGGCAUACAACGUAAUCCAUCUCUCGGCUUCAAACUAUUUGAAAUUGCUGCUAUUAGUGGAGACCCAAAAGCACAACUAAGCCUUGCAAACUGUUAUAUGGCAGGAAUCGGUACUCCUAAAGAUAAAAUUAAGGGUUUAAACUUAUACCAGAAAUCAGCGGAAAAUAAUAAUGCAGAAGCACAUGCGUUAUUAGGGUUCUGUUUUUUGAUAGGUGAUGGUGUGAAAAUAAAUAUGUCAAAAGCAUUUGCGCAUUUUACUAAAUCAGCUGAAUUAGGGAGUCCAGUUGGACUCUUCUGUCUUGGCGAAUGCUUUGAAAAAGGUCAUGGUGUCAAUAAGGAUGAAGAAAAAGCUUUUAUAUGUUUCCAAGGAGCUGCGAAAUCCGGGAAAGGAAUCGACAUUGAUUACUCCAAAGCUUAUUGUUGGUUUCAAAAAGCAGCACAACGACAAAAUAGCUAUGCUUUCACUUUACUUGGUAACGCGCAUGAAUUCGGUAGAGGUGUACGCAAAAAUAUGAGAAACGCGUUUAUUCUUUAUUUAAAAGCUGCAAAUGGUGAUGAUUAUAUGGGGCAACGUAAUAUUACCGAAAAUUUUCUGUAUGGAAUGGGAACAAGUGUUGACGUUCAUAAAUCGAUUUAUUGGAUUAGGCAAGGUUUAAAACAUUCUGAAAAGACAACGGAGGAAAAUUAUGAGGAUAUAACAGAGAUUUUGCAAGAAAUAUUUAGAUUGUAG